UAAAGCGUGCUAGACGAUCACGUUUCUGCUAUCUUAGUCCUAGUUCUGUAUUGUCAGCAGUGUUUACACCUCAUUGUCUCAAUAUGUUGCUCAAGGUACUCAUCGCAUCUUGCCUGGUUCUGGCUGUUAUGGCGGAGGCGCCAGUGAUAGGGAGCGAACUAUGCCAUUCGGUGGAGGCUAAGGAUUGUUCUAUGUUUGAGGAUGAAGUGGUGUGUGCGUCUGACCAUAACACCUACAGAAACAGCUGCGAAUUCGCCAAGGGCGUCUGUCAUCACCAUGGACACAGCCUCCACGCAGUACAUUACGGACCGUGUCAGUAACUGAAGAAAUAAAACAUGCUGCAUAAAUA
Messenger RNA from Mizuhopecten yessoensis (Yesso scallop), 349 nucleotides. RefSeq lists its product as uncharacterized. The transcript has 3 exons. The record is from RefSeq and is a predicted model, not a curated record. Gene Ontology annotation, molecular function: protein binding. Bases 84 to 320 code for a protein of 78 amino acids. NCBI's taxonomy places the organism in Eukaryota, Metazoa, Mollusca, Bivalvia, Pectinida, Pectinidae.